Messenger RNA from Arachis duranensis, 1860 nucleotides. RefSeq lists its product as uncharacterized. Gene Ontology annotation, biological process: DNA integration. Gene Ontology annotation, molecular function: RNA-DNA hybrid ribonuclease activity; nucleic acid binding. The transcript has 2 exons. Lineage: Eukaryota; Viridiplantae; Streptophyta; Magnoliopsida; Fabales; Fabaceae. Bases 1 to 1860 code for a protein of 619 amino acids. The record is from RefSeq and is a predicted model, not a curated record.
AUGAGGUUCAAUUCACUCAAGUGCGCCUUUGCCAUGGAAGCAGAAAAAUUCUUAGGGUUUAUGAUAACCCAAAGAGGGGUGGAGGCCAACCCGAAAAAGUGCGAAGCAAUACUCCAAAUGAAGAGCCCAGGAUGCAUCAAAGACGUCCAGAUGUUGGCAGGAAGGCUCACCACACUGUCCCGUUUCCUCGGGGCAUCGGCUGCUAAAGCCCUACCAUUUUUCAACUUGAUAAGGACGAGGAUAGCGUUUGAAUGGACCCCUGCGUGUGAAGAAACGUUUAAGCAUUUCAAGGAAGUACUUGCAGCACCACCUGUACUCGAAAAACCCAAGGACGGGGAACCACUAUACCUGUACUUGGCCAUAACUGAUGAAGCGAUGGCGGCGGUCUUGGUGCGAGAAGAAGGAAAGAUCCAACAACCAAUCUACUUUGUGAGUAAAGCGCUACAAGGAGCAGAACUAAGGUACAGCAAAUUAGAGAAGCUAGCACUCGCACUCCUGACCUCUUAUCGUAGACUACGACAGUACUUCCAAGGUCAUCAAGUGGUCGUGAGGACAGAUCAGGGAAUCCGACAGGUACUCCAGAAACCCGACUUAGCGGGAAGAAUGAUGACCUGGGCUAUUGAGCUAUCUCACUACGGCUUGCAAUAUGAACCCAGUCAUGUGAUCAAAGCACAGGCCAUGGCCGACUUCUUGGUAGAAGUAACAGGAGACCCAACCGAGCCACCGAGCAUACGGUGGAAGCUCCAUGUAGACGGAGCCUCCAACCAGACGUGCGGAGGAGCCGGGAUAAUCUUGGAAAGCCCAACUAGAGUCGUUUACGAACAGUCGAUCAAGUUUGAGUUCCCAGUGUCAAACAAUCAAGCAGAGUACGAGACCCUUCUAGGCGGCUUAGUCCUGGCUAAAGAAGUUAGAGCCACAAGAGUGAAAAUAUGUAGCGAUUCACAAGUCGUGACCUCACAGAUCAACGAAACAUAUCAGGCCAGAGACUCGUUGCUGCAAAAAUAUUUAGAGAAGGUCAAAGAAUUAAUCGGGGAAUUUAAGGAUAUCUCGGUGCACCAUGUCCUGAGAGAGAGGAACACGCGGGCAGACAUCUUGUCAAAGCUGGUAAGUACAAAGCCGGGAGCGGGAAAUCGAUCUCUCAUCCAAGGCCUGAUAAAAGAACCAACAGUUACCCUCCAUUUAGCAAAGGUAAACUCCUCUUGGAUGGACCCAAUUACCGACUUCUUGGAAAGCAGUAAGCUCCCUGAAGACGAGAAGUCGGCAAAAGCAUUGAGAAGGGAGGCGGCCAAGUAUGCAAUCAUACAAGGCCAAUUGUUUAAAAAGGGACUCUGCCAACCCCUGCUGAAGUGUCUGCGUCCCGACCAAACGGACUAUGUGCUUAAGGAGGUCCAUGAAGGAUGUUGCGGUCACCACAUUGGGGGCAAAGCCCUAGCAAGAAAGCUCAUCAGAGCCGGCUACUAUUGGUUGACGAUAAUAAAGGAUUCUAAAGAUUUCAUGAGAAAAUUCGACCUCCUAGGACCCCUCCAGGUUGGCCCUAGGCAAGUCAAGUACUUAAUAGUCGCUAUUGACUACUACACCAAGUGGAUAGAAGCCGAACCGCUUGCCAGCAUAUCAUCGUCCAACUGCCAGAAGUUUAUGUGGAGGCAAGUCAUAACUAGGUUCGGUAUCCUGGAGGUCGUCAUCUCUGAUAACGGGACGCAAUUCACUGAUAAGAAGUUCGGAGAGUUCCUCACCGGCUUGGGUAUAAAGCAAAAGUUCUCAUCCAUGGAACAUCCACAGACGAACAGCCAAGACGAGGCCGCGAAUAAGGUCAUCUUGCUAGGCCUCAAAAAGCGGCUUGAUAAGAAGAAGGGAUCAUGA